AGCUGAUCUACCUUAUGACAUAUAUAUAUUUUCUAAAAUAUCAUAUCUACAAAAAAAAUCUGCUUCAGUAUUCUGCAAGAUCAUUGUUAAGUGGAGGCACACAAUAGAGCAAAGCAAUACAAAAUGUUUUUUUCCUGGAAAGUGAUUUUAUGCUGCACAGCAGUAUAUGUUUUUUUAGCAGUGCAGUGCAAUGCAGAUUGCUAUGGUUCAAAGCCUUCUCUUGAUAUUAAUGAUUUAACUCUUAUUAAAGAAUGCAGAGAUGUGGAUGGCAAAGUCCAUAACGAUGGAGAAAAGUGGACUCAUGAUUGCUACCUGUGUGAAUGCCUUAAUGGAAAUAUGAGAUGCUGCAGCAGUUUUAUGACACCAUCUGCAUAUGAUACGGAAUUGUGUAAAAAACUCUUCCAUAGGGAAACCUGCACAUACGAAGUUGUGAAGAAGGACAACCCAUCGGAAGUAUGUGUAGUGGAUGCAUAUGUUUAAACACAAGUGGAAACCAUACUACGCAUUUAUGUUCCACAAUGCAAACACUUCAAAAUACAAAUGCUAAAAAUGUAUUUUA
This is a messenger RNA of Spea bombifrons (plains spadefoot toad), 559 nucleotides long. Its product is annotated as beta-microseminoprotein-like. The coding region runs from base 124 to 480 and encodes 118 amino acids. The transcript is spliced from 4 exons. The record is from RefSeq and is a predicted model, not a curated record. NCBI's taxonomy places the organism in Eukaryota, Metazoa, Chordata, Amphibia, Anura, Pelobatidae.